Eimeria tenella is the source of this 336-nucleotide messenger RNA. RefSeq lists its product as uncharacterized. Lineage: Eukaryota; Apicomplexa; Conoidasida; Eucoccidiorida; Eimeriidae. The transcript has a single exon. The record is from RefSeq and is a predicted model, not a curated record. Bases 1 to 336 code for a protein of 111 amino acids.
AUGAGCAGCAGCAGCAGCAGGGGAGCCACCGCAGCAGCAGCAGCAGCAGGGCUACUGCAACAGCAGCAGCAGCGGGGUCACCGCAACAGCAGCAGCAGCGGGGCCGCCAAAACAGCAGCAGCAGCAGCAGCGGGGCCACCGCAGCAGCAGCAUCAGCGGGGCCACCGCAGCAGCAGCAUCAGCAGCAGCGAAGCCACCGCAACAGCAGCAGCAGCGGGGCCGCCGCAGCAGCAGCAGCAGCAGGGGGAGGCGUCUCACGUUUGUCAGGGUCUCUGGAAUGUCCCAAACCAACAAGUGAGGAAUCUAAAGGACUUUUUGAAUUUGGAGAUUAAAUGA